CAGAUCCGCAGGUCUGCUCCAACCUAAUUUACACUUAGCAUACCGAAUAAACCGGUCUCGAAUUUGACGCAUACUUUAUACACACCUCUUUUCCUCCAUCUUAGCUUUCAGCCAUGAAACCUGAAAGCCGUGGUGAUUUCAGGGGUGGGAGGGGUCGUGGCCGCGGUGGAUUUCGAAAUAGCUUCGGCGGUGAGAGCAAUAGGGGUGGAUUUGCGGAUAACAGAGGGGGUCGUUUCAGCGACCGUGGUGGUUUCCGUGGUCGGGGCGAUGCAGCUGGCCGCGGAUUCAGAGGUGGGCGGGGAACCCCGCGUGGUCGUGGUGGCAGAGGAGGAUUUCGCGGUGGAAAACGUGUCAUAAUUGAGCCACAUCGUCACGAAGGGAUUUUCUUGGCCAAAGGAAAAGAGGACUGUCUCGUGACUAGAAAUGCUGUAGUUGGCGAGUCAGUUUACGGCGAGAAGCGCAUUAGUGUGGAGGAUGAUUCAGGGGAAAAAGUCGAAUACCGCGUUUGGAACCCUUUUCGCUCCAAACUUGCUGCCGGAAUUGUAAAUGGUCUAGAUCGAAUUCACAUUGCUCCCGGUACCCGGGUCCUCUAUCUUGGUGCAGCAAGUGGAACCACUGUCUCGCAUGUUUCAGACAUCGUGGGUCCUGACGGAGUUGUGUACGCUGUUGAGUUCUCACACCGAUCUGGUCGAGAUUUACUGAAUGUCGCAAAGCACCGAACGAACAUAGUACCGAUAAUAGAGGAUGCCCGUCACCCUCAUAAAUACCGGAUGCUUGUUGGAAUGGUUGAUUGUAUCUUCGCCGAUGUCGCACAACCCGAUCAGUCAAGAAUAGUAGGAGUCAACGCUGAAUACUAUCUGAAGAACGGCGGCCACGCAGUUAUCUCUAUAAAAGCUUCUUGUAUAGAUUCCGUUGCGGCACCAGAAGUCGUCUUCGCCAAAGAAGUAGACACACUGCGUAAAUCGCAGUUUACUCCUCGUGAACAAGUGACCUUAGAGCCAUUCGAGCGUGGCCACGCUAUGGUCACUGCUCAGUACAGAGCUCCAAAGAAAUCAAAGACGGAAAGCUGAUCAACGCAACACCCGUCUGUAAAUACGUACUGUCUACAUAUACUUACAGUGAAUCUUCUCGUUCUUCCACUUAGUAGCUGCCAACGGAGGAGUCACUGCGCUGAUUCAAUAUUACCUACUGCUGCUUUAACGAGUCACUUAUUUCAGUGUCUUCGGUCACAUAGACAGACCUAUUUGUGUCGUGGUUUUGAUAGUUAGGAAGCUACGUUGAAAUCGUUCUUUUACUUUUUUCGCUUCUUUGCUGCCAAGUGUUAG
This is a messenger RNA of Dicrocoelium dendriticum, 1325 nucleotides long. NCBI's taxonomy places the organism in Eukaryota, Metazoa, Platyhelminthes, Trematoda, Plagiorchiida, Dicrocoeliidae. The record is from the annotation of a GenBank genome assembly.